CCAAAACAUGAAGCUCCAGUUGAUUCUUCAAACAUACAAGAGCCUGAUGGAGACCUUCAAGAGAAACAGAAUCCAGGGAUGAUGACGAGCAUGAUUCAAAAAAUCAACCCAUUCAGAUCUUUUCAGCCAAAGGACCCUCCAUCUUUAAACAGUGACCUGUCGUCCAGCAGUGGAAGCCUGACGGACAACAAUAAUGUUCCAGAGAAGCAGAACCCUGGCAUGUUUAAAGGGAUGAUGCAAAAGGUCAACCCCUUCAAGUCACACACGCAGGUGACCGAUGACGCUUGUGAGACUGACUCAUCUGCUCCUUCUAACAUGACUGAGGUUGAGCGAGCUAUACACAGUGAGAACUCCAGCAGCUCUGACAGUUUGGACGACAGUGCUAUAGAGAGACAUACCAUUUGGUAUGCAGAUGCCGAGGCAAUAAAUGAGGGGGUUAAUCAGCCAACAGAAGUUGCAAGAAAAAAGAAUAAGACUUUCAUUAUAAAGAGGAUACUUCCCAAGUCAUUUUUUGCGUCUGGAUCCAAGGAAUCUGAAAAUCAAUCAUCUGACACUCAGCCCCAGCCUCAGGAUGCAGUUGAAGUUGAAACACUGCAGCUGGCUGAUAUACCAAUACCUGGUGAAGGAAUCCAACUGGACCCUCUGGAUGAUGAAGAUGGCCUUCUCUCUUGGUGGAAAACAGUUGAAGGAUGGGACGAGUGGAGUGAGGGAAACCAGAACGAUGAUGCGGAAGAAGUUGUGGAAGAAGCAGCCGACCGAGUCUUCAUGGCCGCCCGUCUCUUUGUUCGCUUCUUCAAUCAGCGGGGCGCUUCCCUCCAGCAGCGCAUCCUGGAGCUUCUGUCUCUGGCUGACUCCGCAGACAACUUCCACAAGAAGACGGUCACAGCCAGCGUCGGCGGCGGGGUGGCCAGCGUCGCCGGGUCCGUCACCACCAUCACUGGGCUCAUUCUGGCACCCUUCACGGCAGGAACGUCACUAAUCGUCACGGCGGUAGGCAUCGGCAUUGCCACGGCGGGUGGCGUGACAUCAGCCUCAGCCAACAUCACAGACACGUUGCAUUCAAAGACGGACCGCAAGAAGGUGGAGCAAAUGAUCCAAGAUUACCAGGAUGAGAUUAAGGACAUCAAGGACUGCUUGGAUUUCAUACAGGAAGGAAUGGAGACACUGGACGAAUGGAACUUUGAGAAGUACGCCGAAAGCAUCUCCAAAAAGCACUUGAAUCAGAACGUCAAACAUGUAAUGAAGGAGGGCGGCCGAGCUGGGAAGGCUUUAGUUAUCAACACAGAGAGCCUGAUCAACACCGUCCAGGUCCUGAACGUCGCCGGCGGCGCUGCUAAAGCCGCACAGGUGAUGAGCGUCACCACAGGAGUGAUGUCGGGUCUCUUCCUGGCCCUGGACGUGUUUUUCCUGGCAAAGGAUUCCAUGGAGCUGAAAAAGGGAGCAAAGACUGAGUUUGCUGUCAAGAUCCGAGAGGUGUGUAAAGACCUGCAGGACGGACUGCUGGAGCUGAAUCGAAUCAAGGAGGACCUACAGAAAACUAUGGAUGGGAUAGAGGUGGAGGUCGAAGAGGAGGACGAUGAGGAGACACUGAAGUCUGAUCUGAAGAAACUUAUUGAUCUUGAAGAGUGAAAGUUGGUGUUAUUAAGCCAACCUAUCCUGGUUUUAAAAAACAAAAUAAACUAGAACUGUAGUUACCAAAAUGGGGACAAGCUUUGCUGUUAGUUUUUCAAGUUGUUACUACACAGAGUAAAUUUAAUUUCUUUUUUUUCUUAAAUCAGAUUCUCGUAAAUAUAUUUAAUAAAAUUAUAUCAUAGUUGUUCUAAAUGUGUAAAUUUU
Cyprinodon variegatus (sheepshead minnow) is the source of this 1836-nucleotide messenger RNA. RefSeq lists its product as uncharacterized. Lineage: Eukaryota; Metazoa; Chordata; Actinopteri; Cyprinodontiformes; Cyprinodontidae. Gene Ontology annotation, biological process: lipoprotein metabolic process; lipid transport. Gene Ontology annotation, molecular function: lipid binding. Gene Ontology annotation, cellular component: membrane; extracellular region. The record is from RefSeq and is a predicted model, not a curated record. The coding region runs from base 79 to 1629 and encodes 516 amino acids. The transcript is spliced from 14 exons.